AUGUGCUCGCAGGGGUCUCUCGGCAAGGCUCGUCCCACCGCGUACGCGCGGUUCUCUGCUUUUGCAGCCGCCCGAUGUCCAGGCGAGCGGCUGGCUUGCGUGCUACCUGUAUCUAUUAAGUGCUUACUGGGAUCAAAUGCCUGUGAAAUGGAUGCCACCAUUUUAAAUAAAUUUGCGUGCGAUCCAACAGCUCCUCCUCUGCUGAAACAGAUGCCAGCGCGAGGGUGUGAUGCCACCGGCCUGGAAAGGCAAGACGUCCAUGGAGCCUUGGAGAAUCCCAUGGUGGAUACAAGUAUGUUGGAAGAAUUCAUCAGUAGCGACGCAGAGUUUGGAACUUUGCAAAGCCAGUUGCCAGACUCCCCACCGGACUCUGGAUCGGAACCAUGUUCUCCACCACAGCUCCAGACAACUGUUAGGGACUUUGCAGCUGAAGUGCAAGAAUAUGACAGUGAUGGACAGAAUGUAGCUUUGGAAAAAUGCUGUCAAGCUCUAACAUGGCAACCGUAUCAAAUUUCUCAGUGGAACAGCUUAUUUAACUCUAAUUAUGAAAAACUACCUGCUGUAGGAUAUCACAUUGUCACAGAUAAAGGAUUUAAUUUUUCAACAACAGAUGAUGCCUUUGUGUGCCAGAAGAAGAAUCACUUCCAAAUCACAGUCCAUAUUAGAAUCACUGGACAUCCAAAAUAUGUCAAAACUCAGCUGGGGGGGAAACCAAUAGAAAAGUUUUACUUGAAACCUUUUGGAAUAAAGGUGGAAGCUCCAAAUCAAAUAAUUGCUAUUGAACAGUCUCAGUCAGAUCGAAGCAAAAAAACUUUCCAUCCUGUUAAAGUUGAUCUGCCAGGGGACCAGAUAACUAAAGUAACACUGGGAAGGUUGCAUUUCAGUGAAACAACAGCAAAUAAUAUGAGAAAAAAGGGGAAACCUAAUCCUGACCAGAGAUACUUCAUGCUGGUAGUUGGACUGUAUGCUGUCUCUCAGGACCAAUUCUACUUGCUGUCUGCAAAAGUCUCUGAAAAGAUCAUUGUGAGGGCAUCUAACCCAGGGCAGUUUGAGAAUGACAAUGAUGUACUGUGGCAGCGAGGACAUGUUCCAGAGACAAUAGUCUAUCAUGGUCGAGUAGGAAUUAACACAGAUGCACCAGACGAAGCACUGGUUGUCUGCGGAAAUGCAAAAGUUAUGGGCAGAGUCAUGCAUCCAUCUGACAGCCGAGCAAAACAGAAUAUCCGGGAGGUUGAUACGAAUGAGCAGUUGAGAAGAAUAACACAAAUGAGGCUGGUGGAGUAUGACUACAAGCCUGAAUUUGCAUCUGUUAUGGGAAUAAAAAAUACCCAUGAAACAGGAAUAAUAGCCCAGGAAGUGAAGGAGCUUUUACCUCAAGCUGUUAGAGAAGUUGGAGAUGUUGCCUGUAAUGACGGAGAAAAAAUAGAAAACUUCCUCAUGGUUGACAAGGAUCAGAUCUUUAUGGAGAACGUUGGUGCUGUAAAGCAGCUUUGUAAACUAACCAACAAUCUCGAAGUCAGAAUAGAAGAAUUGGAACAGUGGAACAGGAAACUGGCCAGGCUGAAACGGAUGAGCAGUUUAAAGUCAACAGUCAGCGAAGAGAGCAAAGUCAGCAGGUAUAGUCGAGCUACUAGUCUUUUGCCAUCAAAAAAAUCAGUCCUGCUGAAAUCCAGCAAGGUUUGUUUGUCAAAGACGAAAGAGUCUUGCUCUGUGAAGAUGUUCCGGGUGACCAUAAUAACUUUGAUUGCUAUUAUGGCACUAUGUGCUUUGACAAUAUCAACCCUAUAUUUACUUAGCAUUCAUGACAGACGUUUUGAAAACCAUCCGAUUUACAGGCUUAUUGCUUGGGACGUGGUCCUCAAGUACUCCCAGUGUCCUUCACGUGUGGGUGAGGGCCGGUUUCCGACCGGGUGGGCAGAGGGUCCGCGCAUCCUCAUCUUCGGAUACGCCUGGUGGGAUUGCAGCCCCGGCUGCCGUGGAAGGGAAAGGCGUGAGGUGUGCCAUGCAGGCGGUCUCCAGCCCAGCAGCUCAGUCCUGGUCCCUCCAACCACCUCAAAUUGUCCAUCAGCUGCUUUAGCAGACGAAUGUAAGAACGAGGUCAGAUGGCUGCCACAUCUCGUGCGCUGGGAUUAUGCCUGA
Haliaeetus leucocephalus (bald eagle) is the source of this 2139-nucleotide messenger RNA. RefSeq names its product myelin regulatory factor-like (gene MYRFL). Lineage: Eukaryota; Metazoa; Chordata; Aves; Accipitriformes; Accipitridae. Bases 1 to 2139 code for a protein of 712 amino acids. The transcript is spliced from 16 exons. Gene Ontology annotation, cellular component: nucleus; endoplasmic reticulum membrane. Gene Ontology annotation, molecular function: sequence-specific DNA binding; DNA-binding transcription factor activity. Gene Ontology annotation, biological process: protein autoprocessing; positive regulation of DNA-templated transcription. The record is from RefSeq and is a predicted model, not a curated record.